AGUGGCGUGACUUUCCAGGUUUGAUCUCCUCAUUUCCCUAUUUUUCACCUGGUUCGUUAGCUUUUACUCAUUUAUGUGUAUUUCUGCACGGAUCUCUCUCUGUGUGUGUGUGUGUUGCUGAAUGUCCCUGUCUGAGUCAGGACUAACCUCCAGUACCUCAAGUUUAAUUGCAUGUUGCAGGAUGAUUCAGACCCUGAAAAGUGUCAGACAUUUGGCCAUGGCAACGAUGAAACAAAGAGUGACUGAGUUCAGGAUGUCAGUGCCCUGGGGGGAGAUGAGAGGCCAAGCCUGGGGUCCUAAUCACGGGCGUCCUGUGCUCUGCCUGCACGGCUGGUCCGACAACAGCGGCUCCUUUAAGACUCUCAUCCCGUUGCUACCUGCUGAUUGGAGGUGUGUGGCUGUAGAUUUGCCUGGCCAUGGUUUCUCCUCUCACAGACCUGCAGGAGUUUUCUACACAUUUCCUGCAUAUAUCGCAGACAUACGGCGCGUCAUUGAAGCUCUACAGUGGAAACGCUUCUCCAUCAUUGGCCACAGUAUGGGUGGAAAUAUAGGUGGAAUGUUCUGUGCGUUGUAUCCAGACAUGGUGGAUGCAUUAGUGCUCAUGGACUCCUACGGAUAUCUUCCAGUAGAUGUGAAAAGAAUGAGCAGGAUCACGAAAAGAGGGAUUGAGGAAAUGAUAGAAUAUGAGAAAAAGUUGCCUGAGAGAAAAGAAAGGAUCUACACCUAUGAGAAGGCCAAAGAGAGGCUGAAGACAGCGAAUGAGUUUCUCUCAGACGAGUCAGUAGAGAUUCUUCUAGAGCGAGGAGUCCAGAAGGCGGAUGGAGGGGUGGUGUUCACCAGAGACAUCAGACUCAACCUGACGAACAUUUUUCGGAACUCGUUGGAGCAGUGUCUAGAGUUCCAGUCACAGAUAAACGCUAAAGUGCUAAUACUGCGGGCGAGCGAGGGUUUGCAGAAGACCUUACCCCAACCUGAGGAGAUAGCAGUUCCCUUACUAAAGGGCUGGUCAGAACGACAAAGCACCAUUGUGACAGUGGAAGGAGAUCAUCAUGUGCAUUUGAACAACCCUGAGCUUGUAGCACCUAUCAUCACUGACUUCCUGCUGUCCCAGACGUCUCAACACAAUGCCAAUGCAUCUGACUUUAAUCAGGCUCCUAAAUUAUAAAUCCCGCCUUCCAUGCAUGUACUUGUAUGGACUUUUUUUAUUUUCAGAGCUGCACAUACUACCCAUAGCUGGGUUUUAGUACAAGUAACUGAGAGAUGAGAGUGUUAGUCAAGGUGGAACAGGGAGGUGGUUAUAAGCUAAUGUAUAAGGGUAUAUUCAGUAAUUUUUGGUCUUUACUGAAGCUACGGUUUUGAAAGUCAAGCUUAUAAGUCAAGCUAUAUAGUUCUGAAAACUGAACUGAAAUAUGCUUACCUUCUGUACAUACAUCAACAACAAGUAAAGUUCCAGCAUUUGCAAACCUGAUUACCUCCAAAAGUGAAAAAACAGAAAACUGCAUUGAAAGAUUUUGUUGAAGAUUCCUUUGAACGUGGUGCAGAAGCAUCACAGACACUUUGACAGCUGAUUUUGAUAUCUGAUUACAAACUGAAAGGAUUAGGUUUAUGGCCAUUUCUCUAAAGCACAUAGCUAACCCUAACCCCUCUCUCUGUGUGUUAGUCCCAAUAACGAAAGUGUGUCUUUGGUGCUAACACUUAUAGAAAAGAAACAAAUCACAAAUCAAACCAUUUGCACAAUAAUGAAUCACAUAUCUCACUGAGUCAUUGGUUAUAUUUACAUAUCAGAUUGCUGAUCAUAUAUUGUCUUUCUUCAUGAACAAAACUAGCUUUAUGGUCAUUUUUAUUAAUUUAUAACUUGUUUUAUUCAUAGUCUUUGUUAUAAUCUGACUAUGAAAUAUUUUUGAUGUGUUAAAUAAAAAAGAAACCCUGCUA
Ictalurus punctatus (channel catfish) is the source of this 1932-nucleotide messenger RNA. It is a transcript of the gene serhl, whose product is annotated as serine hydrolase like. NCBI's taxonomy places the organism in Eukaryota, Metazoa, Chordata, Actinopteri, Siluriformes, Ictaluridae. The transcript is spliced from 13 exons. The coding region runs from base 122 to 1165 and encodes 347 amino acids. The record is from RefSeq and is a predicted model, not a curated record.